Messenger RNA from Penicillium cinerascens, 1476 nucleotides. RefSeq names its product CAAX farnesyltransferase subunit beta RAM1. Gene Ontology annotation, biological process: protein farnesylation. Gene Ontology annotation, cellular component: protein farnesyltransferase complex. The transcript is spliced from 7 exons. The record is from RefSeq and is a predicted model, not a curated record. The coding region runs from base 1 to 1476 and encodes 491 amino acids. Gene Ontology annotation, molecular function: protein farnesyltransferase activity. Lineage: Eukaryota; Fungi; Ascomycota; Eurotiomycetes; Eurotiales; Aspergillaceae.
AUGCCACUCACGGUCGCGGGGAAACACCGCCGAGUUCGAUUUCCGUCCACCAACCAACCCGCACAGAUACCGCGCGAACAGAAGCGCCCGAGGACGCGUCCCGCGAGCUCACAUCCGGCCGGGAAAAUGACCAGCCAAGAGGCACCCAGGCCGGGGAUCCCAGCCCUGUUCACGCAGCCGCCGCCCAUCCGCGACCCGCUCGUGACGGAAUCCGUCGAUCUGCAGGACGCGACUAUCGAGAAGUGCCUGCCAUUUCUCAAGGGCCUCCAUAGUAGUCAAAAAGGCCCCUUCAAUGUAUGCGGAGUGCCUGCGCUCCAGCGUGACGAUCAUGUAGGCUAUCUCUAUGACUCCCUGGAAGAUUACCCCGCCGGCUUUGUCGCCAUGGAUGCCAGCCGGCCGUGGAUGGUCUACUGGGCCCUGACAGGGCUGUCCCUUUUGGGAGAAGAUGUUACGAGUGUUCGUCAGCGCGUCAUCAAAACACUGCAGCCCAUGCAGAACCCCGCUGGCGGCUUUGGUGGCGGACAUGGCCAAACAUCCCACCUUGCGGGAAGCUAUGCGGCCGUUCUCUCGCUAGCCAUGGUUGGGGGCGAAGAAGCCUAUGCGUUGGUGGAUCGACAGUCAAUGUGGCGAUGGUUGGGCCGGUUGAAACAGGCGGACGGAGGCUUUCGCGUUUGUGAAGGCGGGGAAGAGGACGUGCGCGGUGCAUAUUGCGCCAUGACUAUCAUCUCGCUUCUGGACUUGCCCCUGGCCCUGCCGCCCGACGCGGUAGGUCGAUCUACAGGAAUGGAAAAUUUUACGGACGAGCUUCCUAAUUAUUUGGCGAGAUGUCAAACCUUUGAGGGGGGUAUUUCCGGUAGUCCCGGUGUAGAGGCGCAUGGAGCAUAUGCUUUCUGCGCGCUGGCUUGUCUGUCCAUUAUAGGCCCGCCGGAGGAAACAAUUGCCAGAUGUAUGGACCUGCCCCUGCUUCUAUCAUGGCUAUCUGCUCGGCAGAAUGCCCCGGAGGGUGGAUUCUCCGGAAGAACAAACAAGCUGGUUGAUGGAUGCUACAGUCACUGGGUGGGCGGGUGUUGGCCACUGCUGCAGUCCGCAAUCGAUGGGAAGCCACAGUCUGCCGGCCCUCCCCCGCAAGCCGUGGGCAGUCUGUUUAGCCGUGAAGGACUAGACCGAUAUAUCCUCGGAUGCUGCCAGUCUCCGCAUGGUGGCCUUCGUGACAAACCGGGAAAGAGUCCGGAUUCAUACCACACAUGUUACGUUCUGGCGGGCUUGAGCGAAACACAGCACCAUCACUAUCGCACGGACAUUAGUGCCUCGUCCAGUGAGGUAUUUGCCUCUGCCUUUUCCUGGAAGUCCUCGCCCAUCCGUGAGGACAAUGUAUUUGAAAAGAACGACCGACUAACGGCCCUCCACCCGCUUUAUGUCAUCCCGCACCAGGCCGCUGAGAGGAUGCGGCUCUGGUACGAAUCCGAACCUUUCUGA